AUGUUACUAGAUAAUACAAAGGUAAAUCUCAAACAAUUUCAUGUUAAGUUAUCUUUAUUUGGAUGGAAAUUAAUAUAUGACUGGUCAUUUUCAUUAGCAGCACUUAUUGCAUAUUAUUUACUUAUUUCAUUAUUACCAUUGAUAUUAAGUAUGUUUGCUGUUGUUACUUUAAUAUCUAAUAAUGAUAUUAAUUUUCAAAAUCAAAUUCGUGAUCGUUUAAUAAAGGCAUUUCCUGAAAAAGGUUUAAGUGAUAUACUUGAUCAAUUACUAAAUUCAUUAUCAAAACAAGCUGGCUUAGUGUUUAUAAUUAGUUUUAUUGUAUCAAUAUUCACUGGUUCACGUUUAUUUAUUGGCCUUGAUGAUGUAUUAACAAUAAUAUAUCGUAUACGUGAAAGAACAAUACUUAAUCAAAAUAUUCUUGCAAUUAAAAUGGUUUUAGCAUUUAUAACUAUAAUGCCAUUUAUUAUUAUACUUUCAUCAAUGCCAGCUAUUAUGCAAAAACAUGAAUCAUUUUAUCAAUUUUUAACGACUGUUUUUAGUGGUUUAUUUUCAUUUAUAUUUUUUCAAUUAAUUUAUAUGAUUGUACCUAAACGUCAAAUGAAUUGGAAGCAUACAUGGUGUGGUGCUUUAUUGGCAGCUGUCGGUUUACAAUUAAUUCUUUUAAUUUUUCCAUGGUAUGUGCAUGAAUUUAUGGCUGAUUAUGUUGGUCAAUUAGGUUUCGUAAUAAUAAUAUUACUUUUGUUUUAUUUAUUUGGUUUAUUAUUUGUUAUUGGUGCACAAAUUAAUGCGUUCUGCUUUGACUAUAUUCAACCAUUAGCAUAUGGUCUUGGAACAUGUUUAUGCGAAUUUGCUGAUCAAGAACGAAUGCAAAAAAUAGAUCAGAAUUUUCAACCACAUGAUGUGAUAGUUGAAGGAUUGAAUACUACUCAACAGCAACAACAAGAAAAACAAAUGACAGUAGAUUAG
Messenger RNA from Rotaria sp. Silwood2, 966 nucleotides. Lineage: Eukaryota; Metazoa; Rotifera; Eurotatoria; Philodinida; Philodinidae. The record is from the annotation of a GenBank genome assembly.